Messenger RNA from Trichogramma pretiosum, 3773 nucleotides. RefSeq lists its product as uncharacterized. Gene Ontology annotation, biological process: protein localization to ciliary inversin compartment. Lineage: Eukaryota; Metazoa; Arthropoda; Insecta; Hymenoptera; Trichogrammatidae. The record is from RefSeq and is a predicted model, not a curated record. The coding region runs from base 550 to 3408 and encodes 952 amino acids. Gene Ontology annotation, cellular component: ciliary inversin compartment. Gene Ontology annotation, molecular function: protein binding. The transcript has 11 exons.
UUUUAAAUUACUGUUAUAAUCUUGGCCAGCACUGACAACAGUAUGUUGAGAGUAAAUAGUGUCCUGUCAUAUUAUAUGUAAAAUAAAAUCACAGACACAAACAUGAUUUAACCUCUCCCAUAAAAGGAUCGAAAUUCGAAAAUGAUUUAAUUUGGCGCCAUGUUGUUUUCUUUCGCAAUGAUUUGAUCUGAAUACCUAUGUAAUGCAUUAAGUACAAAUGAAUAUCAAAUCUGUACGGCCGCUAAUAUCAAUUCUCGAUAUGCACUUGUAUUGUAUAUACGGCAGUUAGAACUGAACGUUUCAAUUAACUGUGUAUACAUAAUGUAUACGUAAUACAAGUGAGAAUAAGAAGAGCAUGGUGAAAGUUGACACAUCAUAUCCAAUUGAAAGUGAGGCUGCUCGAUCAGUCAAGGUCUUGUUUUUACGAGUUGCGGUGCAUAGUCUUUUAUACCGGGGGCAUGACAGCUGAUCGUGAACGCUGAUUAAUUGACGCAUCUCUAAUUGCAUUAAUCAAAGGGUUAAUUCUUCGAGGAGUGAAAGAGCUUUACAAUGCAAGAUGUAUGUGAAAAUUUGCGCAGAGCAAUCGAACAUGGACGAACGGACAUAGUCCGAUCGAUUCUGGAUGCUUGCGAUGAAAAUGGUAAUGGAAGUGGUAUAACUAAACAACAAAUAUUAAAUGGACAUAUUUUUGAAGAAGGUCCCCCUUUACUAUAUGCAUCUUUGCAUGAUCAAGUUGAUUUAGUUAGAACUUUACUGAAUUGUGGAGCAGAUCCAGCCGCUGUUGACAAUCAUGGAAGAAAUGCUCUUGAUUUAGCUGUGAAUGAUAAAAUCAGGCAAAUAUAUAUUGAAGAAUUAUUAAGAGCUACUGCAGCUUCAGAAAUUGAAAGAGUUCAACAAAUAUUAUCCUCUGGAGUAGAUAUCAAUGCUUGGGAUUCAGAAACUAGUAAAAAUACACCUUUACAUUGGGCUGCUUGUUUUGGUAAUAAGAGCGUUGUUCAGUUUUUAACAGAAAAUGGUUCAAAUGUCAAUGCAGUAAAUGAUUGUGGUGCCACUCCAUUACAUGAAGCUGUUAAUAGAGGAGAUUUUGAAAUGUGCCAAAUUUUAUUAAUAUCUGGCGCUGAUCCAUUAGUCAGAGCGAUAAAAGGGACAUUUGCAGCCAAAACAGCCUAUGAUAUUUCUAAAAGUAAUGCAUCAUUACAAGCUUUAAUUGAAAAGUAUUUUACAGAAGUUUCUUCAAAAGAAAUUGAACAUCUUCGUAGAUAUUCAGAAGAUGUAAAAAGUUUUGAUUUUUUACCUAAGCCUAAUUUGAUUGAUAUACAUCAGGAUUCAUCAGUCGAUUCUUUGAAAUCUUUAGAUAAUACUUUUAAUAUGCCUACACAGAGUCAUAAAGAUUCAAGAGAAUUCAAUGGGGAUAGUUCAUUUAGAGCUUUUCCACCUGCUUCACAGUCAGGUGUUUACGAACUGAUUUGGCCUAAACCAAAAUAUAUUACAGAACUUGGUCAUCUUUCUCCACCAUUUAUUUUUGGAAAAGAACUUUUAAUAUCUAUAAUACAGGGUAGUGAAUCAAUUCAUGCAAUUUUAGAUGUGUGGGAAAUUAGUCGGACACACUUACUCGAGUUAGGAUGUGAUGUCAAAAUUGGUGAAGUACAACCAGGAUCUGGUAGACUGUCUUGUGAUAAGAGAAUAGAGUGCAUUGUUAAUUCUAAAUUGUUUAAUAAUACAGAGGGUUAUCAAUUGCAUAUAUCUCAAAAUUCAAUUAAAAUAAGUGCUGGCAGUUUAGCUGGUCUUCAUUAUGCUAUAUGUACUUUUAUUCAAAUAUUAAAACUAAACAAACAAAGUAAUAAUAAUAAUAAUGAAAACAAUGAAUUAUGCGAAAUCAAAGCAGUAUUAAUUAAAGAUGAACCUAGAUUCAGACAUAGAGGCAUACUCUUAGAUAUUUCUCUUAGAGGUCGAGCACCAGCUCUAGAUUACUUGUUACAUGCUAUUGAUGUUUGGUCUUCAUUUAAAUUGUCAUACUUGCAUCUUUAUUCUAGACUUACCCCAAGUUGUGAUUGGCAACUUUGUUAUUCAAGAUCAGAAAUGGUUACUUUGGACAGAUAUUGCAGAGAUCGACACUUGGAAUUGAUACCCGCUCUUGAUGUUGACUCAAACGUUAGUGUACGGCAUUUAUCGCAAAUGUGGCCACUUUUUCAAGAGUUACUAGCCACUUUUCCAAGUUUAAAUUAUGUUCACAUAGGCCCUAGAUUAGCGAACUUAUUAGUACAUCCAAGUAAUCUUGACUGUUCUGUAUCAGUUGAUGAAACUAUUGAGACUGAUAUGUCUGAUGUACUUGAGUCUUACUCUGGUCUUCAACAACUAUGGCAUAUUUUCAAUUUGAAUCAUGCCACCACAGUAUUAAUUUGUUCCAAUGGAUUACAUUCUAAAACUGAAUUUCGUAGUAUUCCUAAUAAUGUUAUUUUUGUUGAAUAUGGUUUUCAGGCUGAUUACGAAUUUUCUGCCUGGACUGAACCGUUUAGAUGUGCUGGUGGCAAUACGCUACCUAGCUCAGGAACAGCAAGUUAUAAUAGUUUAGCCGGCUGUCCAGCAUCCACUUUGUCCAAUACAAAAAAUGCAGUAAAAACUGCUCAAGAACAAGAUUCUAUUGGAAUAGUCGUUGCUCAUUGGUCGGGUAGCCAUCAUUUAACGUCUCAUACAUUUGCUUGGGUUGGAUACCUCAUUGCAGCUGGUUUGUCAUGGAAUCCAAAAACAGAUAUCGAUAUAGAGCCGUUGAUUGAUUUUUGUGAUUUUCGAGAAUCGUCUAAACUAAAUAACAAAAAACCAAUAGCUAGACUUUUGGAUACAUAUAUAUUUAGCGAUCCAGAGUUCAAAAUAGGUAGUGCCAUUCUAGAACUUGGAAGAAUAGAUACUUUGGUUUUAACAUGGAGUAAAAAUCAAGAUAUUAAUAAUCUCAAUCAAAUACCAGACAACCGUGGUUCAACGCUCUAUAGAUUACUCACUGAUCCGGAUAAUGUUAAUUUAGAACAUCUUCCAAUGGACUUAUUCGCGAAAGCAAUGAAGCAUAUAAAAAAAGUGUCUCAGGCAUUAUAUGAAACCAAUCCAACAGCUAAAUUCGGCUCUAUGGAAAUUCAAGAAUUACAAUUAACCGCUGACCUAAUGUUGACAGCUUGUAAAAUUGGAAGAGCCCUUAUAAGUGUGGGUACAAAUCCCAACAGUAACAUGGGGUUACCCGUAAUAAAUUUAGGUGUAAGUAAUUUACCUCCAACUUCUAGAACUGAUAUAGCUAAUAAAAUGUUAGCUCAUAUCGAACAAUAUAAAGGAGCAUGGUUACAAAGACACUUACCACAAGGACUUCAAAGCUCAUUACUCAUUUUGACCAGUGCUUUACACAGAUUUGUGCCUGAAUCGUAAUUUCAAAGAUGAACUAAUUAUGACGAUAAUGAAGAUAGUUUAAUUAACUCUAAAAUUCAAAAACAUUAUAAAUGUAAAAUUUACACCUACACUAAAAUGAAUAACAGAAAGUCAAGAUUUAAGUUCUGCGCUCUUUUAUUUUAGUGCAUUCAUUGAAUGAUAUUUAGGUGGCUUUUAUGCGAAAUAAAAAUUUAUUUUAUUAAUCUUAAAAGACAAAUACAUUUUAAGAAAUAAUAUGAGUACAAGAAGUAUUACCUAAUAAGCUUUUACUCACGCAAAACUGGUAUUUUUAGAAAAUGUAGUAAUUGUAUUUUCAUAAUGUAGUAGAUAUACACUGUAAAUAAAAUAGAUCGAAUACAAUUUUA